Molecule: messenger RNA, 1932 nt
Organism: Synchiropus splendidus (mandarinfish)
Lineage: Eukaryota; Metazoa; Chordata; Actinopteri; Syngnathiformes; Callionymidae
Product: polyubiquitin-B-like
Exons: 3
Coding region: 304-1467 (387 amino acids)
Biological process (GO): protein ubiquitination; modification-dependent protein catabolic process
Cellular component (GO): cytoplasm; nucleus
Molecular function (GO): ubiquitin protein ligase binding; protein tag activity
Source: RefSeq, a predicted model, not a curated record
CCUCAAAGGCAUAUCAAAGGCCUACGAUGGCUCCGGCCCUUCAAAAAGCAUAAAUGCAGCCAGCUUUCUGCAGUCGGUAUCAAACUAGUGAGCCACCGCGAGGACGAAGUGAACCAGGUGAGUCGCUGUUGACCAGUCGCCGUCUGUAGUGGGGGCAGCACAGGAAGUUCAGUCACGCGUGGCAAGACCCUGUCAUCAACCUUUCUCCAGCGCAGGUGUGAAUGAGUGAAUCAGCUCGAGCAGCAGCUCUCAGUCUCCACGUCUGAUUUGAGAGCUCCAGACGCAGCGGAUGCUUUAAGGAGGAUGCAGAUCUUUGUCAAGACCCUGACCGGGAAGACUGUGACCCUCGAGGUGGAGCCCAACGACACGGUAGAGAACGUCAAGUCCAAGAUCCAGGACAAGGAGGGCAUCUCUCCGGACCAGCAGCGCCUCAUCUUCGCUGGGAAGCAGCUGGAGGACGGCCGCACUCUUUCGGACUACAACAUCCAGAAGGAGGCCAACAUCCACCUGGUGCUUCGGUUGAGGGGAGGUAUGCAGAUCUUCGUCAAGACCCUUACCGGCAAAACAGUCACCCUGGAGGUGGAGCCAAAUGACACCAUUGAGAACGUCAAGUCAAAGAUCCAGGACAAGGAGGGGAUUCCACCGGACCAGCAGCGCCUCAUCUUCGCUGGGAAGCAGCUGGAGGACGGCAGGACUCUGGCGGACUACAACAUCCAGAAGGAGGCUAACCUCCACCUGGUGCUGCGACUGAGAGGGGGCAUGCAGCUCUUUGUCAAGACCUUGACCGGUAAAACCGUCACACUAGAGGUGGAGCCCAGCGACACUGUCGACAACGUCAAGGUGAAGAUCCAGGACAAGGAGGGCGUCCCCACAGACCAGCAGCGCCUCAUCUUCGCCGGGAAGCAGUUGGAGGAUGGUCACACCCUGUCGGACUACAACAUCCAGAAAGAGUCAACUCUUCAUCUGGUCCUGCGGCUCAGAGGAGGCAUGCAGCUCUUUGUGAAGACCCUGACCGGCAAGACUAUCACACUGGAUGUGGAGCCCAGCGACACAGUCGACAACGUCAAGGUGAAGAUCCAGGACAAGGAGGGGAUCCCACCGGACCAGCAGCGCCUCAUCUUCGCCGGGAAGCAGCUGGAGGAUGGCCGGACCCUGGCGGACUACAACAUCCAGAAAGAGUCCACCCUCCAUUUGGUGCUGCGUCUGAGGGGCGGCAUGCAGAUCUUUGUCAAGACCCUGACUGGCAAGACCAUCACGUUGGAGGUGGAGCCCAGCGACACCAUCGAGAACGUCAAGUCCAAGAUGCAGGACAAGGAGGGGAUCCCACCGGACCAGCAGCGCCUCAUCUUCGCCGGGAAGCAGCUUGAGGACGGCCGGACCCUGGCGGACUACAACAUCCAGAAAGAAUCGACUCUUCAUCUGGUCCUGCGUCUGAGGGGCGGAGUCUCGCGCACCUCUGAGACCUGACGGAAAUGUUGAUAGCGGGAGUUUGCAUGUGCUCCUUGUGUGGGUUUUCUCCGGGCACUCCGGUUUCCUCCCACAGACUGGAAGCACGCCGUUUGAGACUUGUAGCAGAAUAAACACUUGACUGAUCUAGACUCCUUCUUCGCGUCGGGAUGACAGUCUUGUUCCGAUCACGAUGGCUGUCCGUGUCCAGCGGGGUGCGCACCAACCAGCUGCUGAGAAGCUGAGUGUAAGUUCCUGAGCUUUAAUCGUCCUGUGAAGCCCGACAGACAGCGCAUGGACGCUACAGCAAAGAAAGUGUCACAGGGAGCUAGAAGACAGGCUCUCCUGACAGUCACAUGACCUCACCUCUCGUCACGACGACGAACUCAGUACCUUCAUCCCUCAAAUAAAGAACUGUGAAGCGGUGACGUGUUCUCGUUUCUUUUUCCUGCAUGUUUUCCAUGGCCCCGCCUCCUACCUGAGAAC